AUGGGAAGGCCACCUUGCUGUGAUAAAUCCAAUGUGAAAAGGGGCCUUUGGACUCCCGAGGAGGAUGCUAAGCUACUCGCUUAUGUCUCCAAUCAAGGCACUGGCAAUUGGACUCUGGUUCCUAAGAAAGCUGGGUUAAACAGAUGCGGUAAGAGCUGUAGGCUUAGAUGGACUAACUAUCUAAGACCUGAUCUCAAGCAUCAUAGCUUCACACCCCAAGAGGAAGAGCUUAUUAUUAACCUUCAUCAAGCUAUAGGAAGCAGGUGGUCUUUGAUUGCGAGGAGACUCCCUGGGAGAACAGACAAUGAUGUGAAGAACCACUGGAACACAAAGCUGAGGAAGAAGCUUAUGAAGAUGGGAAUUGACCCAGUGACCCAUAAGCCUGUGUCUCAAGUCCUUUCAGAUUUGGGAACUAUUAGUUGCCUCUCAACUAUAACAACCGAAACACAAGCUCCGAACAACAACUUAAUGGUCUCUAAUCAUCAACUAGAUCAAGAGGUGCAGUCACAAUUCAUAAACCCAGAGAAUAAUGUCCAGUCACAUCAUAAUGAAGCUCCCCCUUCAUGUCCAUCACCCUCCUCAUCUUCUUCAUCUAAUAUCACACAACUAAGCUCACCUCCUCAGGUUAUUACAACUGCUGCUGCUGCUGUUCCUCCUCCUCCUCCUCCUCCUUGUUCAUCGUUUGAUUGGAGCGAGUUUCUUCUGAGUGACCCGCUCAUGUGCACCGAGUUUCAACAGCAGAACCAGUACGACGUGCAUGGGAUUUUGUCGUCGUUGAGUCCCUCAGUUAUGAUGCAGAAUCAAACUCAAGUUUCGAAUAAUAUCGCAAGCGAUGAGGAUUCAGGAAUCUUGGCUUAUGAGGAAAGCAUGGAGCGCCAAGUUUGUGAUACGCAAUAUUGUGAAGGAACUUCAUCUUCUUCGGGGGACGACUCAUUCGUGGAUGCUAUUUUGAACAGGGAUAGUGAGAUUAGGGCAGCAUUUCCUCUACUCCUAGACGGAUCCACUGAUUACUAG
Messenger RNA from Neltuma alba, 1014 nucleotides. RefSeq names its product transcription factor MYB35. The record is from RefSeq and is a predicted model, not a curated record. Bases 1 to 1014 code for a protein of 337 amino acids. Lineage: Eukaryota; Viridiplantae; Streptophyta; Magnoliopsida; Fabales; Fabaceae. The transcript has 3 exons.